GCCACUUGGACGGCCUAGUUAUCCGGCUAAGCUAAAACAAUCUCUACAUUUAGCUGUUUCUACCUGCAGUUUUACAGAGAAUCUUAUAUCAGUUCAAUUAAAAACAGCAUUUGGAGAGGAUUAACUCACUGAUCCUGAGGGAUGAUAAAAAGAACAAAAGCCGUAUUAUUUGUACUAUGACUAGUCAAGAAGAAACUCAGACAGACCUUCACCACUGCCUAGAGUGUGGAAAGAGUUUUCUUCAAGAGAAGGAUCUCACAGCACACCAGCUCAUCCACAGACAAGACAAACCACAUCAGUGCUCACAGUGUGGAAAGAGUUUCAUUUAUAAAUGUCUUCUCCAACAACAUCAGCGCGUUCACACAGGAGAGAAGCCGUAUCAGUGCUCACAGUGUGGAAAGGGUUUUACUCAAUCGAAGUAUCUCACAGCACACCAGCUCAUCCACAGCCAAGAAAAACCACAUCAGUGCUCACAGUGUGGAAAGAGUUUCAAAUUUAAAUAUCGUCUCCAACAACAUCAGCGCACUCAUACACGAGGGAACCCACUUACGUGCUCACAGUGUGGAAAAAGUUUUGCUAACAUGAUAAAUUUGAAAGCACACGAGUAUAUCCACAAAGGAGAGAAGCCGCAUCAGUGCUCACAGUGUGAUAAGAGUUUCGUUUUCAUGAGAAAUUUUAUAGCACACCAACGCAUCCAUAAAGUAGAAAACCCGUAUUUGUGCUCACUGUGUGGAAAAGGUUUUACUAACAGUACUCAAUUUCAACGGCAUCAACAGAUUCACACUGAAGACAAACGGUAUUGCUGUUCACAGUGUGGGAAGAGUUUUAAUCAAAAUGAUUCUCUCAAGCAACAUCAGCGUAUUCACACUGGAGAGAAACCGUAUCAUUGUUCUCAGUGUGGGAAGAGUUUUACUCAAAAGGUCUCUCUUCUGGAACAUCAGCGCAUUCACACUGGAGACAAACCGUAUCAUUGUUCUCAGUGUGGAAAGAGUUUUACUCAAAAGAGCUGUCUUCUGCAACAUCAGCGUAUUCACACUGGGGAGAAGCCAUAUUACUGCUCAGAGUGUGGAAAGAGUUUUAGUAACUUAAGCAAUUUCCAACAACACAAGCGCAUUCACACUGGAGAGAAGCCAUAUCAAUGCUCCAUGUGUGGAAAGAAUUUUAUUCAAGAGAAGGAUCUCACAGCACACCAGCUAAUCCACAGACCAGACAAACCACAUCAGUGCUCACAGUGUGGAAAGAGUUUCAUCCGUAAGUAUCGUCUCCAAGAACAUCAGCGCACUCAUACAGGAGAGAAGCCGCAUCAAUGCUCACAGUGUGAAAAGAGUUUUGUUUACAUGAGAAAUUUGAAAGCGCACCAACGCAUCCAUGAAGGAGAAAAGCCCUAUCUGUGCUCACUGUGUGGAAAGGGUUUUAUUAACAAGAGUCAUUUUCAACGGCAUCAACAGAUUCACACUGGAGAGAAACCGUAUCACUGUUCACAGUGUGGGAAGAGUUUUAAUCAAAAGCAUUCUUUCCAGCAACAUCAGCGUAUUCAUACUGGAGACAAACCGUAUCAUUGUUCUCAGUGUGGGAAGAGUUUUAUUCAAAAGGUCUCUCUUCUAAAACAUCAGCGUAUUCACACUGGGGAAAAGCCAUAUUACUGCUCAGAGUGUGGGAAGAGUUUUAAUAAUGUAAGCAAUUUCCAACAACACCAGCGCAUUCACACUGGAGAGAAGCCGUAUUACUGUUCCGUGUGUGGAAAGAAUUUUACUCAAAACGGCUCUUUAAAAAGCCAUCUACGCACGCAUACUAAAGGGACAGGAAAAAAGUGUUUUCAAGGUACAUGCCCUUAAGGGGCUGCUUAAGGACCACAGACUCGGAUGCACUAUGUAAAACACAUUGCGAGGACAAUGAUGGACUGAUUGACUGACUAAUAUAAUGGUGGACUGAGGUUUGGAGAGUGUGAAUUAAUUAAAUAUGUUCUUUAAUAAUUUUGAUAUAAAAUGCUCUGUCCUCCUACAGUUCAGGGUUUCUGUGGCAGCUUCCUCAGUCUGUCCUUGCUUUGUAGCUCCAAUAAACAUUACAAUACAAAA
Messenger RNA from Clarias gariepinus (North African catfish), 2075 nucleotides. RefSeq names its product zinc finger protein 883-like. The record is from RefSeq and is a predicted model, not a curated record. The coding region runs from base 177 to 1835 and encodes 552 amino acids. Gene Ontology annotation, cellular component: nucleus. The transcript has 3 exons. Lineage: Eukaryota; Metazoa; Chordata; Actinopteri; Siluriformes; Clariidae.